Spizellomyces punctatus DAOM BR117 is the source of this 3507-nucleotide messenger RNA. RefSeq lists its product as uncharacterized. Gene Ontology annotation, molecular function: transcription coactivator activity. The transcript is spliced from 2 exons. Gene Ontology annotation, cellular component: mediator complex. Bases 424 to 3255 code for a protein of 943 amino acids. Gene Ontology annotation, biological process: regulation of transcription by RNA polymerase II. NCBI's taxonomy places the organism in Eukaryota, Fungi, Chytridiomycota, Chytridiomycetes, Spizellomycetales, Spizellomycetaceae. The record is from RefSeq and is a predicted model, not a curated record.
UUUCCUUUUUUUUUUUUUCCCGCUUGGAGCUUUUUUUAUCACCUUCAUCCAUAGCUGAACGGGGAUUGCCACCGCCGUAAGAGGACGGCCUCGUUUCUCCUGGGGGUAUCUUGUUUUCCUACUCAGUAUCAAACGACCAAAAGGACUUGUUGCUUCCGCCUCGCUUGUUUGUCUUGUUCGAGCAGGAUACAGUCUAGCUAAUAGCGCAACUUUGGACAAGUUUACCACGAAUACCUCUCCGUCCGUGUAGGCUGCUGGCAAGUUCUUGCAUUAGCUGUGCUGCCCGUGUUUGUUGAAAAAGCAAACUCAAAAAGCCAAGCGCAAAGGACGGCGCAACGACCAAUCCGGUCGGACCGUCCAGUAGUUGUGUUUUAGUAGUAUCCCGCACAUUUUUUACUUUUGCAUAUACCUCGCUCUGUGACCAUGGACUGGUCGCAGCAAAUGGGUGGAUACUCUACUCAACAGCUAGCAAUGGUUCAGCAGGCACAACAAGUCCAGCUGCAACAGCAACCGUCGCAGAUUAUGAGCAGCUAUGCCACGUUGAUAUCUCCCACUGCCACUCCACCACCGUCUGCGGAUACCGACUUGAAUGUUCUUCUCAACAAGCCCGAUCAGUCAGCAUUCCUGCCUAGCCCUCCGCAGCCGUCACUGCCACAGCCGGCUCAGCAGGCGACUUUCGACCCAACGCCUGGCCCUUCGCCGCAGACCAGUGGGACACUCCCUCGCCGAGUGUCGUCUGCAAGACGGGAGCGGCACGGAGCAGAGUUGGCAAGUUUCCAAAAAGAUAGAUUCCCACAGUCCUCGAGGGACAAUCGAUACCCGGAUUUUUUGGAACAGCUGCUGCAGGUGUUUGAAAAGGCAAAGGACUUGAUCGGAGGAGGAACCUGUGAUGUUCAGUUCGCAAGGGAUGCUCUUCGAGACGUUAGAGCGCGAGUGUCUGCUGCCAACAGCACAAGAGGCUGGCGCAUAUGGCUCAAGGAACCGCUUUUCAAUCGCUUCCGAGAUGUCAAGCAAUGCUGUACGCCUCCUGAUACUACCCACGCAGAGUUUGUAGAGCUGUUGCUGGACCUGUAUUAUCUUGUUCAAGAAGAUCAGUGGCAGCAGGUUCGAGAGACGCUUUUGCAACCGCGGACGACACCCCUUUCUUUUGGCACACACGAUGCCCAAGUCUCUUUCAAGGUGGAGAAUGGAACAGUUGGCGCAAGUGUGGCGACGAUGCAUGGUGAACUGCUAUCGUCUUCUGUGCAGCAGCAAGUGCAGCAAGCGUUACAGCAGGCACUUCAACAACCAGUCGGAAACGCCCUUCAGCAACAGCUAUCGGAGCAAGGACAAACACCUGUCUCGUUUUACAUACCUGAUGGGUCUGUUCAGAUGACGCAAUCCGCAAUGGACAACCAAACGCCAAUGAUGGAUCUGGCGACGGUACCUUCGGGCUGGACCCUACCCGUUUCGACAGAAGCCUUGGCGGCAUCCCAAAUGGAGUUACAUCCUCCUUUGCAUCCCCUGAGUACGGCCCAAGCCAUGGAGGAUCUACAGUCAGGUCAUAAACCUCCGCCUGUUGUGACAACUACGCUCCCUGGGCGUCCUGUGCGGAGAUCCUUGUCAUCCCCAGGCGUUGCAAGACCAAGAGGAAUACCGCGAACCCAGCAAUUGCCGACACACCAGGAUUACAUUCAGACCACUUUGAACCGUGCGAAGAGUUUUGGUGGUGGCAUGAGGCGGCGAAAAGACGAAACUGGAGGGACCGGUCUCCAAAGGAAAGGUUCUUUGCGAGGGACAAAGUCCUCGGGAACAAAGUCAGAUGAUGUUCCCACCUCUCGAGCGCCAUUUGUCAUGCAUCACAGACACGGCAGUACUGCUAGCACAAGUUCUGCUUUGUCAUGUGCUACUGGUACCUCGACCUCGGCGUUUUAUGCAAGGGAUUCUCCGGCGCUACAACCAGUGCCAAACAGUCCAGCUCAACAUCAGUGGCCACCGGAAUCCGAGGCGCUCAUGCAAGGGCUGGAAGCUAUUAGUCUGAGUGAUUCCAAGGACGCUGCAAUUGCCGCAGUGGCUGCUGCUUACAUCGAGCAACAGCAACAACAGCAUCAGCACGAGCAGCACCAACAACAACAGCAACAACAACUACAGCAGCAGCAGCAGCAGCAGCAUCAUGAACAACAUCCUCAACAACAACAGCAGCACGAGAUGCAAGUACAGGCUCAAGCUUUCAACGUUGGCGGUGGCCUGUUCCCUACUCAGUUGGUGCAGCAGCCCGUUUCGCUCAUGACGUACGGACAAAUAGUUGAACAUGCUGCUCAACAACAGCAGCUGGCGCAACAUCAGUUUGCCGAGCAGCAGUUUGCUGAACAACAGUUUGCUGAACAGCAAUUUGCCCAGCAGCAGCUGGUCCAGCAACAGCUUGCUCAACAACAUCUCGCACAGCAGCAACAACUCGCCCAACAACACCUGGCUCAACAGCACCUGGCUCAGCAGCAAGUAGUGGAACAGCACCAUCUUGCACAACAAUACUCACAACCGCCUCCAAGCUCCUCCGUGGCACAACAAUCAUCGGAACAAGCCCAGGAAGCAAUGUUCAAAUAUACUACGUUGGAGGCGAUCCCUGAUAGCAGUCCGUAUGGUUCAACCUCUAGCUUAUUGGAUACGAUGAUUGUCGACGAGAAGGAUGAGGGGGUUCAUCUAUCACAGAUCGAACCAGGAGUGCAUGGUACCUUGGAGAGUACAAAGGCGACAAAUGCGAGUCUGGAUUCAAUCUUCAAAACGUUGAUAGACGGAGACCCUACAGAGUCACAGCAGAUGUUUGACGAGCCGCCAGGGUUACUCGGUCAGCAACAUGGUGUUAUGAGCACAGUCCCGCUUAUGACGGACAUGAAUGGAACAAUGGUGAUGAUGCAAGGAGAGUACCAAAGUAGAGCUCCAUCGGUUCAAACGGAACCUGUGCGCCCUUUCCCUGUACGCACCACGUCCGUGCCGACGACCUAUCAGGCACACCCGGCGUCUCACGCUCAGCGGCACCAAACGUUCACAUAUGGUACGAUCCCACAACCCACUGCGUACGCCCAGCCGUUUAGUACCCAAUCCCAGCGUGUGCAGAUUGACCCAACACCUGCUCCACUUCCGCCAUCAUAUCCGCAAGUAUCUGUUCAGGUGCCUAUCAUGCCGGCUCAUGUCCAGGCGCAAAUCCCAGUCGGACGUAACCGUUCAAAGACCAUUUCAAGGUUUAUUGGAAGAUUGCCAUUCAUCAGGAGUGGUUAGAUUCACAAAAGGACAUAUGUCAUCAUUGCUUGCACCUGUCCCCUUUUGAUGGCGGUUUUAUUGGGAUUUUAUUCAGGAUGAUUUUAUUAUUUUUGAUGUACUUUAGUUUUGUGCUAUUGGAAAGCGGCGUCGAGUGCUAGUCAUAGAGGGCAUUUUAUGCUUUUGUGAGCCGGUAGGACGCUUUGGCUCUAGAUUGUUCGUGCACCUUUUUUUUUCUUUAGAAUAUUACCGAGAUACCAUUAUAACCUUACG